AUGCAGGCGCAGUUUCUGGAGUGCGUUAUACUGAAAGCAUUUGCAGUUGGCAUUGCCUCAUACUCAAUGUGUGAGUUGUCACAGUUUCAUUGCCAGAUAAAUCACCUCGGUAUUCCUUUGAAAUGUGAUGAAAAGACUGGAGCAUUGUGUGCAGGACAUACUUCAUUAAUUAGUUUUCAAACUAAAAGAAAUGGUACACUUUUUGGAAGAAUGCAACAGAAUAAUAUCAAGAAUCUUAAUAUAGCAGUAAAUUCCUUCAUAUCUGGACGGAGAGAUCAAGCUUUAGUUGAAUUCACCUUGUUUAUACUUCCUCAAACUUACAAGCCUCUUAAAGAAAUUAGAAUUUGUCUGAAUAACAAAUUUUGGGAGUCGAAGGAACUAAAACGUAAAAAUGAAGAAAAAAUGUGCAACGAAAAAUAG
This is a messenger RNA of Echinococcus granulosus, 420 nucleotides long. RefSeq lists its product as hypothetical. Bases 1 to 420 code for a protein of 139 amino acids. Lineage: Eukaryota; Metazoa; Platyhelminthes; Cestoda; Cyclophyllidea; Taeniidae. The transcript has 4 exons. The record is from RefSeq and is a predicted model, not a curated record.